Molecule: messenger RNA, 1111 nt
Organism: Triplophysa dalaica
Lineage: Eukaryota; Metazoa; Chordata; Actinopteri; Cypriniformes; Nemacheilidae
Gene: cops6
Product: COP9 signalosome subunit 6
Exons: 10
Coding region: 34-1002 (322 amino acids)
Biological process (GO): protein deneddylation
Cellular component (GO): COP9 signalosome
Molecular function (GO): metallopeptidase activity; protein binding
Source: RefSeq, a predicted model, not a curated record
GCGUCUGAUGCACAGCGCACUGCGCACGCGCAGAUGACAGAGACAGGCAAGAUGGCGACGAGUAACGGCGGUGGAAUGGAGGUGGACCAGACUGUGAGCCCCAGUGUGAUGGCUGCAGGUGUCACAGGAAGUGUGUCAGUGGCGUUACAUCCUCUGGUUAUACUCAAUAUCUCUGAUCACUGGAUCCGAAUCCGCUCGCAGGAGGGACGCGCCGUUCAGGUUGUUGGCGCUCUGAUUGGACAGCAGGAGGGAAGAAACAUUGAGGUGAUGAAUUCCUUUGAGCUUCUGUUUCACACAGUAGAAGGUCAAAUUCACAUCGAUAAAGAGUAUUACUACAUUAAAGAAGAGCAAUUCAAGCAGGUUUUUAAGGACAUGGAGUUUCUGGGCUGGUACACGACUGGCGGCGCUCCUGACCAAUCAGAUAUCCACAUUCAUAAGCAGGUGUGUGAGAUUAUCGAGAGUCCACUGUUCCUGAAACUCAACCCCAUGACCAAACACACAGACUUACCGGUCAGCGUGUUCGAGUCUGUGAUCGACAUCAUCAAUGGAGAGGCGACCAUGCUGUUUGCUGAGUUGCCGUAUACGUUAGCGACAGAAGAGGCUGAACGCAUUGGAGUCGAUCAUGUUGCGCGAAUGACGACGACUGGGUCAGGAGAGAACUCCACAGUGGCGGAGCAUCUGAUCGCUCAACACAGUGCUAUAAAGAUGCUACACAGCCGGGUGAAGGUCAUUCUGGAAUAUGUGAAAGCUGUUCAAGCUGGUGAAGUUCCGUUUAAUCAUGAGAUCCUGCGGGAGGCCAACGCUUUGUGUCACCGCCUUCCUGUUCUCAACACUCUCAAGUUUAAGACGGACUUUUAUGAUCAAUGUAAUGACGUGGGUCUCAUGGCGUAUUUAGGCAACAUCACCAAAACCUGCAACAGCAUGAAUCAAUUCAUCAACAAAUUCAACGUUCUGUACGACCGGCAGGGCAUCGGCCGACGCAUGAGGGGACUUUUCUUCUGACAUGUUUCAGUGUUCUGCUGCGUGUUUUCUCAGUCUUGUGAUCGCGUUCUGAUUUUUGCCUUUUCUGUUGUAAAUGAACUUCUCACACCAUUAAAUGGACUUUUUGUGA